GAUAAAGCGAGGCACACCGUAUUCUGGUUGCGUGUCGCGUGGCGUUAAUCUGCCUCGUACACAAAAGCGGGGUAUGCGGCUCAGCUGAUACCCCUUGUCUGUUAGUCCAGAUGGGGAGGGUAUUUACCCAGCAGUGAAAUUGAGUGAUAGGCGGCGGCUGAUUAUCUGAGGUACUUUCUUUACGUGCACGUGGACUUGAUUCAGUGCUAGCCAUGAGCCUUCUCAAAAUGCCCAUCGAGAUUGUUUGUCUCCUCGUUGAGCUCCUCGACGUUGACGAUGUGUCUAAUAUGGCAUUGAGCUGCCGGUUUCUGAGUCACAUCGUUCUCGAUGAACGAAUGUGCCGUCUUGCACUCAUGAAGGCACCGUAUUCUGCAGAAGCGCAGGAGGCACAUUCAACAAAGAACUUCCCGAGGGCGUUCCGGAAGCUUGCUAAGCGGCGAAUGGCUGUUCGAGCAGCGGAGCCAUGGAUGGUUGCUAUAGUGGCCAUGGCAGAUUGUUUCAUCUAUACGAAUGGUCACUUGUGCUACACUGUUAAUAGCAAGCAUCUCCGUGUCCUCAACACCCUCGACAAGAAGCCUACAUCUGAGUUAACAGUCGAUGUUACACUGCUUCUCAAGGUCGCAGUGAGAGACUACGACCCUCAAAAAACGCACACCUUUGAGCCCCUUCACUAUGCUGAGGGUAUUCUCUCAUGCCUCGCCACGCAAAUUUUCCAAGAUUUCACCACAUGCAGCUGGCUCCUCAUCUUCGAGCUAAGAGAAUCCCCAAGAUGGGUUGUUGUGAAAAGGCCAGAUUCAAGAUACCCGUCCUUUGUGCGCAAUGACAAAAAUUACCUAUUCUGGGGUUCCAAAUCACAUGCCAGACUCGAUGGGAGCUAUAGAUGGGGUCUUCAUUGCCUCAAUCUCCAGACUCGCAAGUGGGAAGACGUGCAGAUGAUUUUAUGGGACUUUGACGAGGAAAAUAUAGGUUCUGACAUCUGCUUCGAAAUCUUUGAUGGGCAGUUUUACUGUGCUGCCAACACGUUUAAAACAGAGGCUGACGAUGGAAUGCGCAAUAACUUUUACCAGGUUGUGCGGUUUCCUGUGGACAAUGCAGCCCAUGGCAAGUGCGAGAAGCUUCUGAUGCGCAAUCUCUGGCGUCGCCAUGACUCAGAGGGCGCUGUAGAUGAGCGCUGGACUUCAUUGCAGCUCAGUAAAGACGAGAAAACAGGGGAGCUGUUCAUCGUUGAGACACGAAAGGAAUGGUUUCCAGGAAACGCAGGCAGUCAGAGGACGUGCUACAAAAAGAGGCUUCAGUUUGGUCAACAGGAGGAAGAUCCUCAGACAGAGCCUGUUUUUCCAACUCCGCCUGGGUCAACUAUGGACAGCCUCGACGAAGAGGAAUGGAGUAGCGAGAAUCAUACUGAAGAACGGUUAAGUGAGAAUACUCACACUGGUGACGGUCCAACAGACGUAAAAGCCUACACCCUUCAAGACUGCUUUGUGCGUUCAUAUAAUCCAUCAUGCGAUGCUUUUAUCGACCUCGUUUUCGAGGCCUACAACCAUGAAUCGACGUUGCAACUCAGAGUUCAGUCCAAGAAACAAGAACCUACAGUUAACAUAUGGCCGCAAGACCAAGAAACGUGCCGCCACGAUAAUGUCUUGGCUCAGCUCCAAGGUAUCGUCAGCCCCAUCCAGCCGAUUACAGGAAUCGAAUGGUCUAUGGAUGAGCGGAUCUUAGUGUAUUCACCAGCUCAUAUGGCAUCCGGCCAAUUGAGGCCCCUCAUCCUCAUCUCAUUCGAUCCAGAGCUUGUUCUUCCAGGCUUUCCCAAUUAUCUAGCACAAACUCAAGAUGCAAAUGACCAUUCCGAUGCCGCUCCCCUUCUGGAAACCAGUGGCGGACCAAAAGGGAUACCAUGGUCAUCGAACCAGGAUAUCGACGAGUCUGCCUCGCCAGGAGAAGGGAAUCCAAAGGCAUGUGCCAACUUUGUCAGAUCACGCCCUUCACUUUACCAGACGAUGAGUAUGGGUAACGGCGAUGCACAUGGCUUUGAUCUCUCAUACCCACGUCGUUGAUGAUGAAUCUGUGGGUGUUAUUGCGGCCUCAAGCCUUUUGAAUGACCUCAAGACCUUCAAAAGCCUUACUAAGGCUUGCCAUGGAGCAGCGUAGUCCUCUUAAAAUUGGUAGGUAUAAGAAAACUGUAAUUAAUACAAAGUGUUAUUAUUGCUAGGUAAUAUCCUGCUUUGCUUCAACGGUCCCAUCAGACCGGCCAGGAUUGGGAGAACUCAAAAUCUUCUAACGCUUUAUCUUCUUAAGACUGCUCUCUAUUAAUUGGCGAGCUCGGGGAGUAUAUUGAAGAAUGGAAUAAAUGUGGAUGUAACCCUGAGCAUUCGGGCUCGAUUGGCCCCUCUCAACAAUGGUUCAGUAUCCAGAACAACACACUAUCAUGCCACAUCUGAGAGGCAUACUUUCGUGGGGUAGCAAGACUUGAAACUUCAAAUUAAAAUAAAAAGAAUAUGUGAC
This is a messenger RNA of Fusarium redolens, 2502 nucleotides long. RefSeq lists its product as uncharacterized. NCBI's taxonomy places the organism in Eukaryota, Fungi, Ascomycota, Sordariomycetes, Hypocreales, Nectriaceae. Bases 213 to 2054 code for a protein of 613 amino acids. The transcript has 2 exons. The record is from RefSeq and is a predicted model, not a curated record. Gene Ontology annotation, molecular function: protein binding.